This is a messenger RNA of Spea bombifrons (plains spadefoot toad), 4466 nucleotides long. RefSeq names its product glutamate ionotropic receptor NMDA type subunit 3A (gene GRIN3A). The coding region runs from base 565 to 4119 and encodes 1184 amino acids. NCBI's taxonomy places the organism in Eukaryota, Metazoa, Chordata, Amphibia, Anura, Pelobatidae. Gene Ontology annotation, cellular component: membrane. Gene Ontology annotation, molecular function: glutamate-gated receptor activity. The record is from RefSeq and is a predicted model, not a curated record. The transcript has 9 exons. Gene Ontology annotation, biological process: monoatomic ion transport.
UGUGGGUAAUGUAGUUUUGCUGCUCUUCCUAAGUGUACAUAGUUGAACGCGACGGACUACAAAUCCCAGUGACCAUUGCGUUGCAGAAGCAGGUGGAGGGAGGGAGCGCCUCCUAGCAUGGGAUUCCUCUGCUUUUCCGUGGGAUUUUAGCGCAGCCAAGCGACCGGCCGUAGCUAACUGCGAAAGCUCCUGGCAGCGCGCAACUUUUGGACUGUCAAGGAAGAUUCUUACACCUGUUUACUAAAAGGAGACAUCCGAUUACUUUAAUGCGCUGUGCGUGUCUUACUAGGAAGAGCAUCGAUUGCCAUUCAUCUUGUUUUUAAGCUUUAAAAAAAUAAAAUAAAAGAUAUGACAGAGAUGCAAGAGAUCGUGCGCGCUCCUUACUCCUGUAGCGAUCCUUACUCGUGCGGCUCCUAAAACCGGCGUUUAAAGGAGAAGUUUGCUGCGAUCGCCAUCUGCACUGUUGUAAUGUGUUCAGCGGAGGCUAAAGGCGGAGAGAGAGCCCCUUGAAGUGGUACAAUUCUUUUAUUUUCAGCCCCUUCUUACUCUUGCUUUCAUUUGCUCAUGUUUGUUGGAGCUGCUGAGGCGUCCAGCGAGAGAGAAGCUCAGAACUUUUGGGGAGAGGAUGAGGUUAUUGGAAUCCUGUGCGCUCUGCUGGUGAAGACUUGUCUUCUGCUUCAGGACCUCAGGCUUGACUGUUCCACUAAAGCCGGUCAUUCUCGCCCUCCUCCUUUCUCUUCGAUGCCAGUGAUGUUGAAACUGAGUUGGUGGUGCCUGGCGCUGAGCAGGGUCUGCCUGCUGAUUCCCUGUGCUCUGGUGCUAGCCAGGGUCCCUGGCUCAUCCUCACACCCUCAGCCUUGUCAGAUCCUCAAAAGGAUCGGGCACACGGUAAGAAUCGGCGCUGUCCAGCUUCAGCCCUGGAGAACCAGAGGCAUUCCGAGCCAGAACUCCCGUGCCUGGACCGAAAAUGACCCCAGGCUUCAGAAGCUGGUCUCAAACGGUGGCCAAGAUGCGGAUGAGGUUGAAGGGAUGGAUGGGCGACCAAGGGAUGAAGAUAAGAGCGGCUCGGAUGGACCUAAGGUGGGGAGAAAGUGGAGCCAUAGCCCACGGAGUUUUAUUGGCUACCGAGGUGGAGAUGAGUUGCUGUUUCCCAGAGAUGCCCUACUUUUGGCAGUGGAUAAUCUCAAUCGGGUGCCGGGGCUUUUACCCUACAAUCUCUCCCUGGAGGUGGUGAUGGCUAUAGAAGCCGGGCUAGGAGAUCUGCCCAUCCUCCCAUUUUCCUCCUCAACCAGCACCUCUUGGAGUAGCGACCCCGUGUCCUUCCUUCAGAGUGUCUGCCAUACCGUGGUGGUCCAGGGGGUUAGCGCCAUCCUGGCGUUCCCCCAAACCAAGGGCGAGAUGCUGGAGCUGGAGCUCAUCUCGUCCACCCUGCACAUACCGGUUGUUAGCGUUGUGCGAAGCGACUUUACCAGAAAAAGUGAGAAUCCACUUCACCUACAGCUUAGUCUUGAAAACUCAUUAACGUCGAAUGCGGAAGUCACCUUUUCCAUCUUGACCAUGAACAGCUGGUACAAUUACAGUUUAUUGAUUUGUCAGGACGACUGGAAUAUAACAGAUUUUCUCACACUGGCUCAAAAUAAUUCGAGAUUUCACCUUGGAUUAAUUAUAAACAUAACCGUAAAUCUGACUUUAAGCAAUUACAUGAUGAGCUACUUGCAAUUAAACUUGGAAAGCAUAAAGGACACCACAUCCACCAUUGUUAUGUUUGGUUGCGACAUGGAAGACACAAGACAAAUUUUUGAAAUGGCUACCCAUUAUGGAAUUGUGUUACCAGAAUUUCAUUGGGUUUUUGGAGACUCGCAAAGCGUUGAUGAAUUAAGAACUGAAGGAUUGCCGCUGGGACUUAUAGCUCAUGGUAAAACAAGAGAGUCCUUCUUUGAGCACUAUGUACAGGAUGCAAUGGAGCUAAUUGCAAGAGCCGUCGCCACGGCUUCUAUGGACCAGCCAGAACUAGCACUUAUUCCCAGUACGACCAACUGUAUGAACAGAGACACCAUGAACCUCACUUCUGGGCAGUAUUUAUCAAGGUUUUUAUCUAGCACAUCAUUUAGUGGUCUGAGCGGACACAUCAAGGUUAAAGAUUCUGCAGUUAUCAACUCAGAAAAUCAUUACUUUAUUUGGAAUUUACAACACGAUCCUCUUGGAAAUCCAAUGUGGACACGUCUUGGGAGCUGGCAAGGGGGAAAAAUUAUUAUGGAUUAUGGACUGUGGCCAGAUCAGACACAGAGACACAAAAAUCAGUAUCAACAACCUACACGAUUACACCUCAGGGUUGUGACUCUUAUUGAACCUCCUUUUGUGUUUACAAGAAAUGUUGAUGAUGAUGGCCAGUGUCCAGCAGGACAGUUGUGCUUAGAUCCCAUGACAAAUGACUCGGGUGUUCUAGAUAACCUCUUUGAAAGCUUGCAAGGAGAUAACGACACAGUGCCAAUUGAAUUAAAAAAGUGCUGCUAUGGCUACUGUAUCGACCUUUUGGAGAAACUAGCAGAAGAUAUGAACUUUGACUUUGACCUAUACAUUGUUGGUGAUGGAAAAUACGGGGCGUGGAAAAAUGGUCACUGGACAGGACUAGUAGGUGACCUCUUAAGUGGUGCUGCCCAUAUGGCUGUCACAUCAUUCAGUAUCAAUACAGCAAGAAGUCAGGUUAUUGAUUUCACCAGCCCAUUCUUUUCAACCAGUCUGGGUAUUUUAGUAAGGACCAAAGAUACUGCCGCUCCAAUUGGAGCUUUUAUGUGGCCACUUCAUUGGACAAUGUGGCUUGGGAUAUUUGUAUCGCUUCACAUUACGGCAAUAUUCCUAACACUUUAUGAAUGGAAAAGUCCCUUUGGGAUGACACCCAAGGGCAGGAACAGAAGCAAAGUGUUCUCCUUCUCCUCUGCUCUAAAUGUAUGCUAUGCCAUAUUAUUUGGCAGGACAGCAGCCAUCAAAACACCCAAAUGUUGGACCGGAAGGUUUCUAAUGAAUCUUUGGGCAAUCUUUUGUCUGUUUUGUUUAUCAACAUACACAGCUAACCUUGCAGCCGUCAUGGUAGGAGAAAAGAUUUAUGAGGAGCUUUCUGGAAUACAUGAUCCUAAGCUGCAUCAUCCUUCCCAGGGAUUUCGAUUUGGAACGGUUCGUGAAAGUAGCGCAGAAGAUUAUGUGAAAAAGAGCUUUCCUGAGAUGCAUGAAUAUAUGAGACGCUACAACACACCUUCUACUUCUGAUGGAGUAGCAUAUCUAAAAAAUGACCCAGAAACACUGGAUGCAUUUAUCAUGGAUAAAGCCCUUCUGGAUUACGAGGUGUCCAUAGAUGCAGAAUGCAAGCUACUCACAGUUGGCAAACCAUUUGCAAUUGAAGGUUACGGGAUCGGUCUCCCACCAAACUCCCCACUGACAUCGAACAUCUCUGAAUUGAUCAGUCAGUAUAAGUCAAGUGGAUUCAUGGACACGCUACAUGACAAGUGGUAUAAAGUUGUACCAUGUGGAAAAAGAAGUUUUGCUGUCACAGAGACUCUUCAAAUGGGUAUAAAACACUUCUCCGGGCUGUUUGUGAUGCUCUGCGUAGGAUUUGGCUUAUCUCUCCUUACCACCAUUGGAGAACACAUUGUGUUUAGAUUGGUCUUACCAAGAAUUAAAAAAAAAUCUAAACUGAAAUAUUGGCUUCAUACUAGCCAGCGUCUGCACAGAGCUUUAAACACAUCAUUCAAUGAGGAGAAAUUUCAGCAAAAAACGAAGAAAGUGGAGAAAAGGUGCAAUGCCGGAAACAAUCAACCUCGUGUGUGGAAUAUACCCAACCAAAGCUGUAACAGAAGAAAAUACAUCAUCAAAGAUGCACACAAUGAAUUAACUUUCCGACACCAGCAAGAUUUGCCUCUGCCCCAAUUAAGGAGGGAGACUCCAAAAUUACUAACCACCAACGGCAAAACUGAGUCUCUGAAUAUAUCUAGGAUCUCAGUGAUGCAGGAACUAACAGAGCUGGAAAUACAGAUUCAGGUUAUUAAGCAAGAACUGCAGAUAGCCAUGAACAGAAAAACUGAACUGGAAGAGUACCAGAGGACAAACAGGACUGCAGAAUCCUAGGAAACACAGUCUUGGCCGUGUAAAACUUAAUCUAGAACUUUGGGUAUCAAUGCAACGAUUGUGUCAAGGACAGAUGCCAUGUGCUGUGUGGACACCAAGCAAGAGUAAAUGACAGAUUUUCAUUACUCCUAAUAAGAUUUGUUUGUCGUUUUGUAGGAUUCAACCUGUAUUUCUUUUUUUUUUCUUCUGUGAAUUGUAAGCCAGUAUGAAAAAUGUGACCUUGGACUCUUUUAAAAUCCAGAACCGCACUUGCCCUCGUAUCCCUCCUAUGGCAUUAAAUGGAGGUUUUCACAUCUAAGCCCCUUAAUGUGCAUUAAUAAAAAAAAAACUAAAAUGAUUUUGAAUUA